AUGGCACGAGCUGAGCUGGCCCGAAACAGAUCGUCCGCCAGGCCAGCACACCAUCCUAUCCCCUCUUACCAUCCACGCGGACUCGAGAUGAAGAAAUUCCGUUCGGUUGGCUCUAACUAUCCCGGUCUAUACUUGCUAGGAUUAACCACGCAAGUUGCCUACAAUGUAACGUCUUUGCUUUUUGCUUUAGGCAUAGGCACAUACCGGAAGAUCUCCGCUCACGCGUGCAGAGACCUAUUUGAUGACCAUAGUAAUCUCUAUAACGCUUCAGCGAUAGGAAAGGAAGGUGGUUGGCUAAUUUAUGGAUGCACCAGCACGAAACGGUAUCUGCUCUGCUCAUCAAUCAAGAGGGCCCAGUACGCUGGGAGCAUCGUGACAUGGUUACACCCACUUAUUGCCAGGCAUGCAGGUAAUUCUCAGCUUAGCGCGGGAAUCUCGACUCUUCAGAGACACGAAGGGGAAAAGUAUCCGCAUGCGGAAGUCGGCCUUGUUCACGCCUUGUGGCGGACAGAGCGUCUUCGAAAAGUCGAGGACAUCAGAAACCAGUAA
Molecule: messenger RNA, 549 nt
Organism: Aspergillus niger
Lineage: Eukaryota; Fungi; Ascomycota; Eurotiomycetes; Eurotiales; Aspergillaceae
Exons: 4
Coding region: 1-549 (182 amino acids)
Source: RefSeq, a predicted model, not a curated record